Molecule: messenger RNA, 2230 nt
Organism: Pezoporus flaviventris
Lineage: Eukaryota; Metazoa; Chordata; Aves; Psittaciformes; Psittacidae
Gene: MARK4
Product: microtubule affinity regulating kinase 4
Biological process (GO): protein phosphorylation; microtubule cytoskeleton organization; intracellular signal transduction
Cellular component (GO): cytoplasm
Molecular function (GO): ATP binding; tau-protein kinase activity; protein serine/threonine kinase activity
Source: RefSeq, a predicted model, not a curated record
GGUGCGGCCCAUGGCCGCCGCCGCCCGCUGAGGGCCCGGCCCGGCCCGGCCCGGCCCCGCCGGUCACGAUGUCCUCGCGGUCGGCGCUGGCGGCGGGGAACGAGCGGAACCCGGACGCGCUCGGCAGCAGCCGCUCGGAGAAGGGCUCGGGCUGGUCCAGCCGCUCGCUCGGCGCCCGCUGCCGCAAUUCCAUCGCGGCGUGCCCGGAGGAGCAGCCCCACGUCGGGAAUUACCGGCUCCUCCGCACCAUCGGCAAGGGCAACUUCGCCAAAGUGAAGCUGGCGCGGCACAUCCUGACCGGCAGGGAGGUGGCCAUUAAAAUCAUCGACAAGACCCAGCUGAACCCCACCAGCCUGCAGAAGCUCUUUCGGGAAGUUCGUAUCAUGAAGGGGCUGAACCACCCCAACAUUGUGAAGCUGUUUGAGGUCAUUGAGACAGAGAAGACGCUGUACCUGGUGAUGGAAUAUGCCAGCGCUGGUGAAGUGUUUGACUACCUCGUGUCCCAUGGGAGGAUGAAGGAGAAGGAGGCGAGAGCCAAGUUCAGACAGAUCGUCUCAGCCGUGCACUACUGCCACCAGAAGAACAUUGUCCACAGGGACCUGAAGGCUGAGAACCUGCUGCUGGACGCCGAGGCCAACAUCAAGAUCGCGGACUUUGGCUUCAGCAACGAGUUCCGGCUGGGCUCCAAGCUGGACACGUUCUGUGGCUCCCCCCCGUACGCGGCCCCCGAGCUCUUCCAGGGCAAGAAGUACGACGGCCCCGAGGUGGACAUCUGGAGCCUGGGCGUCAUCCUCUACACCCUGGUCAGCGGGUCCCUUCCCUUCGACGGCCACAACCUCAAGGAGUUGCGGGAGCGGGUGCUGCGGGGCAAGUACCGCGUCCCCUUCUACAUGUCCACGGACUGCGAGAACAUCCUGCGCCGGUUCCUGGUGCUGAACCCCGCCAAGCGCUGCACCCUCGAGCAAAUCAUGAAGGACAAAUGGAUCAACAUCGGCUAUGAGGGGGACGAGCUGAAGCCCUACAAGGAGCCCGAGGAGGACUUCGGGGACACCAAGCGCAUCGAGGUUAUGGUGGGCAUGGGCUACACGCGGGAGGAGAUCAAGGACUCCCUCAGCACCCAGAAGUACAACGAGGUGACGGCCACCUACCUCCUGCUGGGCAGGAAAAGCGAGGUGGAGGCGGGGGACACCCGCACCGGCAGCACCUUGUCCUUAGCCCGGGUGCGGGCACCCAACGACGUGGCCAAUGGCAAGAGCGGGGCCGGGCACGGCAAGAGCCAGCGCGGCGCCGGCACCUACCACCGGCAGCGGCGGCACAGCGACUUCUGUGGCCCCUCACCAGUGCCGCUGCCCCCCAAGCGCAGCCCCCCUGGCGCAGCGGAGCCAGAGCUGCGGGACGAGCGGGGGGGGCGCAAGGCCAGCAGUGGGGCCAUGGGUGGGGGGGGGCGCGGGGUCACCCCCCACCCCUCCAGCCCCAUGGUCAGCAGCGCCCACAACCCCAAUAAGGCCGAGAUCCCCGAACGGCACAAGGACGGCACUAGCAACGCCCCCAACGUGCCCUCGAGCGUGAUGGGGCGGCGCAACACCUACGUGUGCACAGAGCGCCCGGAGCGGGGCCCGCUGCUGCCCAACGGCAAAGAGAACAGCUCCGCCCCCGGGCGGGGGCCGCCUCCGUCGCCUUCGAGCCAGAGCCUGGCGGGGGGGGGGGGGCGCGGGGGGGGCUCGCGCCUGGCGCGGGGCUCCGCCGCCCGCAGCACGUUCCACGGCGGUCACGUGCGGGACCGGCGCGCGCCCGCGGCGCCCCCCCCCGCCGAGCCCGCGCCGCUGCCCCCCCCCCCCGCCCCCGGCCGCGCCCGCGCCCCCGGAAGCCUCCUCAGCAAGAUCACGUCCAAGCUGAGCCGGAGGGUCACUCUUGACCCCUCCAAGCGCCAGAGCUCCAACCGCUGCGUCUCGGGGCCCCCCUCGACGCCAGGAGCCAAGAUCAGGUCGCAGACGAACCUGAGAGAAUCGGGGGACCUGCGCUCACAAGUUGCCAUCUACCUUGGGAUCAAGCGGAAGCCCCCCCCCGGCUGCCCCGAGGCCCCCGCGCUGUGACCGGGCCGGGCCGGCGCCUCCCGGCCCCGGGGCCGCUGCUGCUGCUGCCGAGCGCCCGGCGCCUGCCCCUGCCCGGCCUCCAGCUCUAGGGACCCCCCGUGGGGCCGGGACCCCCCGUGGGGCUGCGGCUCUGGGCC